AUCGCUGCCUCUGUUGCUGAACCUACAGGUUGAGACCUGUAAAUUACUCUGGCUCGUAUCAUACAUUGCUGCGGGCUACCUUUGAGCGAGUUUUUCCCCACGCAAUUUCAUUGAAGCGAUUUUUUUAGAAGUUACAUCAAUCAGCAUAGUACUCAUAAGUAGCUCACUUGGGCCAAAGGGCCCACCGUAGGCGUAGAAUGCCAGCAGAGUCAACGAAUGCUCAAGCGGAAUAAUGCCACAGAGCGGGAAUGGGUCCCAGCAGGGACCCAAGGCCUCUGGAGUGGACAGCUCGAAGGGCGCGCGGUCUUCCGGCAGCGGGCAUGUGGGACCGGUGGGCCCAGGUCUCGGCGUCUCUGGCCCCAGACCUGCGGGGCUGACGCCUGACAGCGUUUCCAGCUCGGCGUGGUCGAGCGCGCUGCCUAAGAACGCUGCGAUGAACACGCCGGGGCAGGGGGCCAGGGCCUCGGGCUCCGGCGCCCGCACUGCUGGCACACCCUCCAGCUCCUCAAGCGGCGGACCUCCCCUCAAGUCCAGCCUCAAGGCCGGCUUGCCACGCACUGUGCGUGCCACCGGUCGGCCGGUGGAGCUGGAACCAGUGGGAGUCAGCGGCGGCACCGGGUCUGGGUCUGGAUCGGGCGUUGGCCACGCACCUGUGUUGGGCACGCCUGGCGCCGCUGCGGAUGGCCGGCAUGCCAGCCCUGACCCCAUGCGGCCGCUCGCGCCGCGCCCCGGCAGCGGCAGUGCGCCAGCGCUGCCUGCAUUACCGCGGACGCCCUCCUCAGUCGCUGCCGCAGCUUCUGCAGCGGAAGGCGCGUUUAUGGCUGUCACUGUAAGCGCGGAAGGGUUGGGCCCCAUAUCGCACCUGCCGCCCGCAUCGCCGGCGGGCUCGGCCCUUACGCUACCUAGCGCCAGCUCCCACAACCCCGCCAGCCCGCCCAGCCAGCGCUUUCGCGCCUCCCUACAGCCACUGCGCGACCCGCCUCAGCCGCCUGCGGACUCGCACCCGCACUCGCCCGGCUCCGACUACCCAGCCCGCAGCCCCGGCAGCGCCAGCCAGCUCCUGCCCGGCUCGCCCAACCGCCGCAUGCAGUCGGGGCUGGGCGGCUCCAUGCCGCCCAUGCCCGGCAGCCGCGGCGGCUCCCGCGGAGGCGCAUCACCUCUGCGCGCCAGCCUUGCCAGUGGCGGCGGCCUGGGCCUGAGUCCCGCCGGCCGCAACAGCGCCACCAGCCCCAACCGCAUGCCGCGCGGCAACCUCAGCCCGGGUGCCGCCGGCGGCCCGCCGGUCAGUCCUGGCAACGGCAGGGCGGGCAGCAGCGCCGGCGCGCGCAGUCCUGGCGGCCGCCAGCGGCCCGGCAGCAAGCAGCAGGCCGGCGGCGCGGGCGCGGGGUCGGGCGCCAAGGCACCGGUGCCCAGCAGCAGCCGGCGGCACAUGCCGGACCCCAUGGGCCUGCUGGAGGUGCUGACGUCGGCGCCGGGCGUGAUCGGCGAGGUGCACCUCAGCCCGGAGCUGUGGUGCAUGGACGUGUGGAGGGUGCUGGAAGGCGGCUGCCCGCAGCAGCGCGCCUGGACCUUCGGCAGCGCGGCGGUCACGAACGCAGCGGCAGCGCUGGCGGCGAUGACGGCGGAAGAUGGCGAGGGCGGGGCGGCGGCGCGGUCGGCGGGGGCGUCCGGGGAGACCUACACCAGCCCGCAGCCGCUGGCGGUGUUGAGCGGUGUGGUGUUUAGGCAUGUGGCCGCAGGCUCGCACCACGCUGCGGGGGUGUCUUCCGACGGGCGGCUGUAUGUGUGGGGCUCGGACUCGCGCGGGCAGCUGGGCCGCGGCUGGGCGGCGGCACAGCACGUGGCGUGUCACCCGCUGCCGCACGAGGUGGCACUGCCCAUGGAGGCCUCGCUGGAGGACCUGGAGGGUCGCCUGCCGACCAGCCUGCUUCAGGGCAUUGCCGCCUCCACCGAGCCCAAGCCCAGCGCCGAGGCGAUGCUGGCGGAGGCGACAGCGGCCGAGGAGACGCCGGGCACGUACGUGCCGCCGGGGCCGCUGGCGCUGUUCCCCAUGCCGCAGGUGCACGCGGCGGGGCUGGCGCCGGCGGACGCCAACAGCAUAAGCAUGAUGGAGGCGGCGGCGAUGGCGGGCGCGUCCGGAGACAUGAAGGCUACGGCGCUGGUGGCGGCGGCGGGCGGCUCCCGGGUGGCAGGUCUGCCGGGCGCAGCCAUUGCAGCAGUGUCGGUGGCGGCAGCCGCAAACUCGAGCAGCACGGACGUGAGCACCAGCGGCGUAAUGAAUAGCACGAGCGGCGUCGCCGCAGCGCCGCCGCCGGCUGCAACGACGGGCAUGGGCGCGACGUCAGCAGCGGCUAAUGAGGCGGCGGCCGCUGCGGCGGUGACCGCAGCGAAGAAGCGGACGGUGGUGACGGACAACCUGCACGUGUACCGCCUCACGAUGGGGCUGCCGGUGCGGACGGUGGCGUGUGGCGCGCUGCACACGCUGGUGGCGCUGGAGGGCGGCGGCGUGCUGGGCUGGGGCGACAACGCGUCGGGCCAGGCGACGGGCCGGGCGGGCAUCCCGUCUGUGCGUAUGGGAGCGCCGACACGCAUCGUGGACUUUGAGGGUGUUGACGUGGUGUGCCUCUCUGCAGGCCUCACUCACAGCGCCGCCGUGACCGCCAAGGGCGUGUUGUACACCUGGGGCAGCAACCGCCAUGGCCGGCUAGGGCUGGGCCCUGGCGCGGGCGCCAUCCGCGACGCCUCGCCGCGCCGCCCACCGCCCGGCGACAAGCGGCCCUCGGGCCCUGACGGCGGCCUCUCGCCCGCCGACCGCCCCUCCUCCCCUGUCCACAACAUCUACAACACGAAGCUCAUGUCGCCCGCGCGCUCACCCAAGCUCAUGACGGGGCCCGCCGCGUCGCCCUUUCUUCAGGACCCGCUGCCCAACACGGCAGCCAUGCUGGCGCACGCGGGCAUGAACCCGGACGGGCUGCAUGACGACGCCAAGCGCGGCAUGACACACCCGCCCACGCCCGUUACCUUCAGCCUGCCGCCGGAGCGCAAGGGCGCGCCGCCCGGGCCGCCGUUGGAGCUGCGUGUGGUGUCGGUGGCGUGCGGCCUGCGUCACACGCUGGCGCUGACGGACGCCGGCGAUGUGUGGGCCUGGGGCAGCAACGCGACGCAGGCGCUGGGCCUGCCGGACUUUGACGACCGCUGCAGCCCGGUGCCGGUGCCCAGCCUGCCGCCCGUGACCGCCAUCGCGGCCGCCUCCGUGUCUGCCGCCAUCUGCGGCGAGGGCCGGCUGUACCUGUGGGGCUCCGACCCCUACCUCAACCCCUGGGUGCAGCGCAACCGGGCGGGCGGCCCCGGCUCCAACGUCAUGACGCCGCGCAGUGCCGUCAUGCCCGUCAUACACAGGGUGCGGUGGCUGGGCCCGCACCGCUUCCGCUCGGUGUCACUGGGCUCGAGGCACGCUGUGGCCGUGACCACCCACCAGCGGCUGUAUUGGUGGGGCGAUGAGGACGUGCUGCCGGGAGCCAUGCAGUACGGCGCAGCCAAGCUGGUCAACCGCUGCCCCGCGCCCGAGGACUAUCUGGCACUCCCCCUGCGCGAGGAGGACAGCGACCACAGCGUGCCGCCGCCCCCGCCGCCGCCCGAGGCCAUGGGCGACAACAGCAGCCUCAACGGCACCGGCGGCGCGUCGCUCAACCGCCUGACCGCCUUCCGGCUGUUCAGCUCCCGCGACGCGCCGCGGCCCUCCGACGAGCUUGGCGGCAUGCCGCCUGGCGGCUACGUGGCCAGCGGCAACGCCAGCCCCUCGCGCUCGCGCGCGGCGUCCACGUGGGGCAUUACCACGGGCCACGGGCCUGGCGGCGCGCUCAGCCCGCACGUGCUGGCGGCGGCGUUUGGCGGCGGCGUGGAUGGGGCCGGCGGCGGCGAUCUCCCCGACCCACUGACCGUGCGGCUGAGCGUGUUCAACGGCCGCGUGUAUGUGUCGAUAAGGCAGAAGCCCCAGCGGCUGAGUAGCCUGACGCGCACUGGCAGCCCGCUGCGGCGGCUGGGUCUGCGCAGCCAGGCGGGCGGGGGGCUGUCUUUGGCCGGAAUGGGUGGCGCCGGCCUGUACAGCGCCGGCGGCAGCAACCCCCAGAUUUCCAAUGAGGCAAGCCUGGCCGCUGGCCUGGCGCCGCUGGGGUCGGGACCACCAAGCCCAACAGCGCGAGGAACCGCAGACGGCAUGGGCAACGGCGGAGCUGCGCACGGCACGGGCAGCGGUCACGUGCCGAUGUCGUCCGGAGGGUUUGCGGGUGGCGGCGGCGCUGCCGCCGCGGGUGCUGCGCUGUCUGGUGGCAACGCGGGUGCGCUGUUCGGCGGCGCGGAGCCGGUGAUGAUGGUGGCGUGUGGCGAGGGCCAGACCGUGUGCCUGUGCGGCCAGACCAGGUACAACGUGACACUGGAUGAGACGCGGCACGCGCUGAUGCUGGUGCUGCGGCAGUACGCCCGCCACUGGCACGCCACGCGGCGGCUGGCGGCCCAGCGGCUGGCGGCGGUGGGCGGCUCACCCAAGCGCGUGCGGGCGCGGACGGCGGACAGGCGCCCGUCAAGCGCCCGGUCGCUGCGCUCCUUCUUCACGUCGGCGCGCGGCGGCGGCGCCGGGGCAGCGGCGGGCUGGUUCGAGGGCAGCGCCUUUCCCAGCGUGGAGCUGGAGGAGCGGCCCGCGGACCCGCGCGACGAGCUGGCCUCGCUGGACAUGCUGCUGGUGUUCUGCAGGCAAGCCGGCCUCAUCGACAACAUCAGCGAGUACAACGACGUCAUUGAGCUGUACCGCAUCCAGGUCACAAACAAGCAGGCGCGCAUACCGCCCAGCCAGCAGCAGCAGGCGGAGAUGGGGGGCCCCGGCAACAACAACCCCACCGGCCCCAUCAACAUGCUGCCGGUGCGCCUGCACGCCCCCGCACCCGACCCCACCGUCAGCCAGCGCAGCCUGUCCGUGCAGCCCAGCGACGGCGCCCGCCCCGGCGGCCGCGUGGGUUUCGGCGGCUUCCAGCGCUCCGGCGGCACCGAACCCGGCGCCACCGCCUCGCCGCUCAACUCCCGCGGCGGUGUCGCGCGCUUAUCCUCCAGCAUGGGACACGGCGGCCCCCAGCCCAGCACGCCCGGCGGCGCCGGCGCCGGCGGCUGGGGCGGCGCCGGCGGUGGGCUGCCGGGAGCCGCCGGCGGUGGCUUCUACGGCGAAGCCUCGCUCGCGCUUAUUCCCGAGGACAGCUCCGUGGUGGGCGGUGGGGGCGCGGGCUCAGCGCUGGCGGGCAACCCGUCGUCGCUGUCGCUUGAAGAGGCGGGGGCGGGCGAGGGCGAGGGUGAGGGGCCGGUGCCCGGCACGCCGCCCAGCCUGCGCAUUGUGGACAUGCGGCAGUUCAUGCCGCACGCCGACAUGGACGAGACCUCAGGCCCCGACGAGCGGCUUCGCGACAGCGAGGUGCUGGACCUGCUGCUGGGCCUGAUGCAGAACCGGCAGUUGGCCAGCCAGUCGCUGACGCAGCAGCACCUGCCGCUGCCGGCGCUCAUGCGCCAACUGGCGGCGCGCUUCUUCCGCCGCCUGCGCGGCAGCGCCUGCACCGCGCCCUUGCCGUGGGUGCUGGGACAGGUCAUCCGCACGGAGAUGCUCCGCGCCCUGGACGGCGGCCCCAACAGCCUCACGCUGCACCAGGCCUACAUCUUCCUCACCUCGGAGCACUCGGCGCCGCAGGACCUGCACCUGUCCAUGCAGGACAUGCGGCUGGGCCUGGCCCAGGUGGAGCAGCCGUUCACGGUGCCGCUGAUGCGCCUGGCGCAGUUCAUCCGGCAGAGCGGCCUGCUGCCCAAGCUGCUGUCGCGGCUCAUCAGCCACAUGCACAAGGCGGCUGAGUACUACCUGGACCGGCUGACGGUGGCGGAGCAGGUGCCCUGGUGGUGGCCGCCCGAGGUGCUGCGCGAGCGCCGCAGCGCCGUGUCCGGCAUCGGGCUCGGCGCCGUCAACAACUGGUCGCGCACCGACAUGCCGUCCAUGUGGGUGGUGCCGCCAGCCAACAACCUGCUGGGCAUCGAGACGCUGGCGGGUGUGGUGUACGACUUCGACAUCCUGGGCGUAUACAUCGGCACCACCCGCAAGGCGCUGCGCAACCAGCUGUCCAGCGAGGAGCAGCUGGCUCUGGAGCAGGCCAAGCGCGACCGCCUGCUGGCCUACGUGCUGGUGCACCUGUUUGGACAGUACCUGGUGCCGGUGUCUGAGCCGUGGGACAUGCGGCCGGACCGCGUGCUCAACCACCCGGUGUCCUACCCCCAGUUCAUCGAGAUCCUGUCCGCCUGCCUGUCCGUCAAGGCCGCCAGCCAGAGCCCCACCGGCGCGCUGGUGCCCUCCAUCCAGCUGCUGCCCACGCUGGGCGACACGCUGCAGCACCUGCCGGCGCUGCUGGAAGCCAUCGGGCUGUGGCGCGAGAAGAUCCUGUACCCCUGGAAGUUCAACCGCGUCAAACACAACGACGUGGAGCUGCAGCGCCAGGUGGACCGCGCCUUCAGCCUGUACUGCACCAUCGACCCGCUGGCCCAGACGCUGGGCAUCAACAUCUACCAGUUCACACAGCUCAUCCGCGACACGGACAUGGCAGACAAGACGCUGACGAUGGAGCGCAUACAGGAGGUGUUUGCGGCGGUGGCGCUGGUGCGGGUGCGCAACGUGCCGGCGCUCAGGCACGGCAAGGACCGGCCCGCCAGCCGGCAGAACGACAACAUGGAAUGGACGGGGCUGACGGCGGCGCAGAUCAUCCGCCUGUCCACAAGCCAGUUCGCGUACACAGUCGCCCAGCACAAGCUGGAGGAGCACCUCAUGCUGCGCGAGCAGGCCGUGAGCGGCAGCGCCUCGGGCGCCCGGCAGCGCUCGCCGCAGCACCCGCCAGGCAGCUCCAGCGGCCGCGCCGCGGCGGCCGCUGCCGAGGCCGCCGGCGCCGCUCCGCCCGCAGGCGGCGGGCUGUCACUGGCCAUGGCGCUCAAGGCGGCGGCGCAGCGGAGUGCGCACGAGGUGGAGGCCGCCGAGGCCGGCGUCGUGGGGCCGGGCCCACAGCGGCCGGCGUGGGUGUCGCAACAGCAGCAGGCGCCGGCAGCCUCCGCGGUCAAGCGCCCCAGUGGGCUGCAGGUGCACGACCUGGCCGGCGCAAACAGCCCCGGGGCCGGCAGCCCCGCCACCCGCUCACGCAGCAUCACUGCGGCGGCAGGUGGCGGCGGCGGCCACACGUCCCCGGGCGCCAGCGGCGCAGCCAUGUCCAGUGCUAGCGCGGCGGCUGCAGCGGCGGCGGUGUUCAUUUCUAAGCUGAAGCGGCCGGGGCGGAACGGCGGCGGCGGCCGGACACGUGACCUGGCGGGGAUACUGCGCGGCCGGACGCAGGGCAACCAGGUGUCGUUUGACGCGGGCCUGGACGCCAGCGGCCUGCCUGCCGGGCUGACGGCGCUGGUGAUGGGCAUGCGCGACAUGGCGGCGCACUCCUCACACGCCCAGGCGCUGGCUGGGCUGGACGUGCCGGGCGGUGGCGCAGCCGCCCACGCACCCCCCUCCGCGCCCGAGCACCCGCCGGCGGGCUACACAGCCACAGACGAGGAAGACGACCUGGGCCUGUCCUGGCCCUCCUUCACCACCGAGCAGUUCGCGGACAGCGAGCCCGGCACCCCUGUCAGCAGGUCGCUCACCACCGUCUCGCCGGGCAGCAGCCCCGGCGCGGGUGGCGCCGGCUUCGGCGCCUUCGGCUUCCACCCCGACGACGCCGGCGGCCACAGCCGCAACACCAGCCCGCUGCGGCCGUCGGGCUUCAGCCCCAGCCGACAGGCGCGCCCGCCGCUCAUGCCGCCCACCACGGGGGCGACCGACGGGCGCAUCUCGCCCGUGAUGGCUGUGCUGCUGGACUCGCUGGGCUCGCCGGGCCCCGCGGCGCAGCAGGGGCCGGGGCAGGGCGCUGGCGCGGUGCGCGGGGAGCCCAGCAUGAAGGCGCUGGAGGUGGUCACCUCGCCGCAGCUGCCACAGGCCCCGGAAGACCCGUUCGAGGCGCUCAGCAAGGCAGAGGGCCCGGACGGGCCGCUGCCGCCUCCGCCUCCGCCGCCCAUGACGGACGAGUCCGAUGGUGGCAGCCCCGAGCGGCGGCGCGGCGGCGCCGCCGGAGGCACGGGCGGCGGCGGCGGCGGCGGUGGUGGUGGCGGCGGCGGCCACGUGCAGGUUGUGGAGCCUGAUGAGGCGUCGCAGCACCAUGCGGCGGGCGGCGGUGUGGCGGGCGCGCGCGGGCGCAGCGCGCGCAACGUGCGCAGCGCCCGCAACGCGGGCCCCGGCGGCGGCGGGCCGCGCGCCACGUCGGCGGUCAGCAGGAAGAACUUUGGGUUUGGAUCGGGCGUGGCGCGCAGGACCAUGUUGGCUGCGGGUGUCACUGCGGAGGAGGACAAGGCGGCAUCGGCCAAAGGGCCGGGCAAGGACGGCGACGCAAAGGGUGUUGAGGCCAAGCCUGGCGAUGAGGGCGCGGCUGGCAAGGACCAGCAGCCAGCACAACAGGCAGCCGCGGGCGCCGACGGCGCCGCGGCGGGCCGGCACAAAUCGCCUGGGCGCUCGAACCUGUCGCGCGUGUCGCGUGUGUCUGCAAACGAUGAGCAGCGUGGGCGCGCGCCCAGCCCCUCACCCGGCCAAGAGCCCGACAUUGCUGGCGAGCCCGGCGCCGACACGCUUGCGGCUGGGACAGGGGCUGGAGGCAGCGCCGGUCCGUCCAGCCCUACCCGCGCGCCGCGCACGCCAGACCGAGACCGCUGGGUGGGCUCGCCGGAUCGCGCCGGCCGAUCGUCUCGCCCGAACAGCGUCCUGGUGAUAGACCCGGCCAUGGGGCCGGCGGGCGCGGCGGCGGCGGCGGCGGCGGCGGGUCGGCCUCUGUCACGCGACGUGAUGAUGAGGCUGGCGGGCGGCGACGGCGAGCGGCCGAGCUCACGCGGCUCGCUGGUGGAGGUGCUGGGCGAGAGCCUGGGUUCGCCGCCCCGCUCGCCGCAUCACCGGGCGGAGUCCAGCGGCAGUGACGACGAUGGCGGCGUCAUCGGCGGCGUCAGCCGACUGGUCAUGACCAAACAAGACCUAGCCACAACGGGCGGCGGCAAGGGCUCCAAGAGGCUGUCGGCACAGCCCGGCACCCUACUGACGCGCGAGCAGUUCAGCGAGGUGAUCCAGCGGCUGGCGGUGGUCAAGUACAGCAAGAUCAGCAGCCCCAUGGCGGCCUGGCGACUGCUGAUCGAGCGGCACGUGCUGCCGGUGGUGGAGACGCGCAGCACCAAGUUCGACAAGUACCUGGAGGAGAUGAUGGGCCCCUCCAUCAUGUCGCUGGUGCUGGCCUGGGAGCCGCAGCUCAAGGCGCUGUUCAAGAUCUACGGCAAGGAGGAGUCCAAGCAGACCACCGGCAAGCCGCCGGGCGCGCACCACGCCAGCCGCCCCGGCACCGCCGCCGCCGCCUCCCGCCCCGGCAGUCGCGCUGCCAGCCGCCCCGCCACCGCCGCGGCGCCCAGCCGGCCCGCCACGGCGCGAGCCAACAGCACCCCGCGGCCCGGCACCUCGCCCUCACGACCCACCACAGCUCGCCACGGCCGCUCACCCGCCGGCCGCAGCAGCGCCCCCGGCACGCCCCCGCCCGGCGCCGCGGCCCGCGGCAACCCCGACCGCAUCACCAUGUCGUUUGUGCAGUUCCUGCAGCUGUGCCAGGACCGCAAGGUGAUUCCGGCUCUGAUCCAGCCCGCGGGCCUGGAGGAGAUCUUCCGCCGCGUCAACUUCAUGGACGGCGUGGAGUCGUACAUACAGAACAUGGCAUACCCCCAGUUCGUGGACGCGGUGUGUUUGACGGGCAUGACCAUCUACCACCACCCGCGCUACAAGGAGCAGGGCAUGAGUGUGGAGGACAUGCUGGAGACCUUCUUCAGCCAGCUGUGCUCGCUCAAGAGGGCCAGGACGCGGCAGAACCAGUCCCGCAGCGCCAUCGAGAGCACCGCGGCCGCCGCUGCGGCCGCCGUGCGCGGUGCCAACGCGGGAAAGAACCCCUACGCCGAGUGGUGGGGGCUGCGCUUCGAGAAGCAGACGACGGGCGCGGGCGGACACACGCCCGCCUGGUCCUACCUGUCCUCAGUGGACUACGCGCCUGUGCUGCUGCAGGAGCUGGUGAUGCCCCCGCCGCCAGUGCCGGAGGUUGUCGGCAUGCUGCUGGCCCGCGCCGCCGACCUGCACAACCGAGGCGACUGCGCCGCCGCCCUGGAGGCGUUCGACCGCGCCGCGGCGGCGUGGCGGGCGGCGGUGUCGGGCGAGGGCAUCCUGCCGCUUGGGGCCAGCCUUGCGCUGUCGCCGGAGCAGGAGAUCUACCUGUGCCUGGCCCGCGCCAGUGUGCUCAUGAGCUGCGGCCGCGACGGCCCCGCCUCCUCGCUGUACGACGCCGCUGAGGAGCAGCUGUCGCGGCUGCCUGAGGGCCACAUGGCGGAGCCGCUGGUGCACGGCUGCCGCGGCCACCUGCUGUACCACUGCGGCCAGCUGCAGGCGGCCUUCGAGCACCUGGUGCAGGCCAAGGUGCUCCGCGAGCAGCACCCGGACCUGGGCUCGCACCACGUGGACACCGCGCUGUCGCACCACAACCUUGGCUGCUGCCUGGACAGGCUGGGCAAGACGCACAUGGCGCUGCGGCUGCUGGGCGGAGCCGCCGACACGUUCCGCGUGGUGCUGGGGCCCACGCACCCGCGCACCACCACGGCGGCACGCAACCUGCAGCACAUGCAGCACCGCCUCAUGAAGCUGGACCUCAAGUAUAGGUCCGUGGCGCAGGAGCAGGCCGAGGCGGAGCAGCAAUCCGUCAUCGAGGCGCUGCACCGCGCCGCCGGCCGCGGGCUGCGCGGCCGCCGCCCGGGCGUGGACCCGGUGGCGGGCGGCGGCGCCCCCGGCGGCCUCAACGCGCCGGGCAUGCCGCUGGCGCUCCGCCGCGAGCAGGCCAACGCGGCCCUGGCCGCCGCCGCGGCCGCGGCCGCCGUGCUGGCGCCGCGCCGCCUGGAGCCCCUCAAGAUGUCGGCCAAGGACCGGCUGGCGGCCUUCCAGCUGCGAGUGCACGGCGGCGGCCCCGCCUCCGCCGGCGGCGGCCUCGGCCCGCGCGGCGACGACGAGUCGCCGCCGGGCUCGCCGGCCUCUGGCGGCAGCCACCGGCAGGCGCAGGGCGCGCCCGCCUACAGCCGCGGCCGCAACGGCGUCAAGUACUACCGCUCCAAGCACGAUCCGGACUACCUGGGUGGUGGGCUGCACCGGCCGCACCCGGAGGUGGUGGCCACGUACGAGGCCGUGCGCGCAGACAUCGCCGCACACGCCGUAGGCCUGGUGCACGCGCGCGUGCCGGAGGGCACCGUGGUGAUCCAGCGCGGCGCGGGGGCGGGGUCGGGCGCGGCGGGCGCACACUUCCACGGGGGCGCGGGCGGGCACCGCGGCGGGCAGCAGGGGGCGCAUCAUGGCGGGCAUCAUGGCGGCGGCGGGGAGGAGGUGCCGGGCCCGGUGCGCGCGUUCCGCGGCGGCGUGAUGGACAAGACGCUGCAGGCCCGCAAGUACAAGGUGGAGCGGCGCUUCGGCAUGCCGCCGCCGCCGUCCGAGCUGGCGCAGCAGCAACACCACCAGGGCGCCAAGCGCGGGCUGCAGGCCCGGCGCGCCAACGUGCUCGCGGCCGCCAUGCUGGAGGAGCUCAACGCGCGGCUGACGGGCGCCGAGGUGGAGCGCGAGGCGCCCGUGACCGACCGCCUGGCAGACGUGCUCACAGGCACAACCGCCACCGCCGGGGCGGCGGGACUGCCGAUGAGGGGUGGCAAGGCGGGAGGAGGGUGGGAGGACGAGGAUGAGAGUGACGCGGCGUCCCUGCGUUCGUUGAGGAUGUAGCGGUGCAGGGCAGCACAGCGCUCGGUAGGCCCCUGACACGUUGGUGCCGGCCUAGCGGGGGCAUGAAUAAGGCAGGAGUUUCACGAUGGAACUGUGGAAGGGGGGUGUAAAGUUUGUCAACGUUGAUGAUGGCAGGACGGAGUGGCAGGCUUCGGGCUCGAGUGUUAAGGCGCCAUGCAAAGGAUGAGUUGCAGGCGCAGCUGCGCACCAGCGCCCAGCGGGGACGCGGUUGCGGGUCGGAUCGUAUGCCCAGGUAUGCCAGGGAGGGACCCUCAUAGGAACCCUCAUAGGAACCUACGUGUACUGUGCGGUAGGUGCGGUAUACCCAUCCGCGUCGCCGCAUGCUUGGACGUCGCAAUGUGUGUGUUGAGGUCGCGGAAUGCGCUUCAGACUGUUGAGCGACGUCAACCUGCCGCUUGCCCCUUUCCCACCGCAAGCAUCCGCUCAACGGCACAGGUAGUGUCAUGGGCAGCCGGCUGCUGCCGGCUGCUGCUGCGUCCGAAUGUCAUACUCGUGUGACCUGCAUGGCAAAGCCUUUAAGGGGCCGAGU
Molecule: messenger RNA, 12461 nt
Organism: Chlamydomonas reinhardtii
Lineage: Eukaryota; Viridiplantae; Chlorophyta; Chlorophyceae; Chlamydomonadales; Chlamydomonadaceae
Exons: 36
Coding region: 233-11911 (3892 amino acids)
Molecular function (GO): protein binding
Source: RefSeq, a predicted model, not a curated record